This is a messenger RNA of Paramecium pentaurelia, 349 nucleotides long. The record is from the annotation of a GenBank genome assembly. Lineage: Eukaryota; Ciliophora; Oligohymenophorea; Peniculida; Parameciidae.
GAUGUCUUAGUAACAAGACCCACCAAGUGCAAAGAAAAGAAUUAGAAGAUGCACUAAACAUGAUGAAACCCCUCGUCCCUAUAAAUGUGGUUGUGGGCGUGGUUACUACAGCUAUCCAGCAUUGUACACUCAUUUGAAGUAAACCUAUACAUAUCUCGAAAUAGGAUUAAGCAUGAAGGGCAGCCUCCUACAGGGACUUAAAUACCAAGUGAUAAGCACUAUGGAAGUAGGGGAAGACCAAGAGAGAAAAAUUUUAACUUCGAAGAAGAAAGCAAGCAUCAAGUCUUUAUUGAUGAAGAUAAGAGGGAAGACAAUCAGAAAGAUGAGAAAGUCACAAUCAAUUAAUGAA